Eruca vesicaria subsp. sativa (arugula) is the source of this 2398-nucleotide messenger RNA. The record is from the annotation of a GenBank genome assembly. Lineage: Eukaryota; Viridiplantae; Streptophyta; Magnoliopsida; Brassicales; Brassicaceae.
UUCUCUCUCUCUCUCUCUUCUCCUCCUCCGGUUUCUCCGUGCUUAUGAACUUUACCAAAGAAGAGAGGGAGAGAGAAAAAGACUCGUCUCGGAUGAUCUCUUCUUAGCUCGGCGAAUAGCUUUCCUUUUUAGGUUUUGAAGAUCUUUUUGUUUGGUUGGUUCUUAGAGUAAUGUGGGUUUGAUUACUUUCUUAGCUCCAUGGAUUCUUCUCUCGAUGGAGGAGCUGCAGGUGACUCAUCGAAAUGCAGUGAAAUGAGUGUUGAAGAGAAGAGGCGGCUUGUUUACGAGCUGUCAAAGCAAUCACAUCUAGCUCCUGAAGUGUUGCAGGCAUGGAGCCGCCAAGAGAUUUUACAGAUCUUAUGCGCUGAGAUGGGGAAAGAGAGAAAAUACACUGGCUUGACCAAAGUCAAGAUUAUUGAGGCUCUUAUGAAAAUUGUAUCCGAGAAAAGCUCUGGAGAGUGUGAUGGGAAGAAGAAGAGAGAUUCUGAGUCUUCCCCUGUUCAGAGAAACUCAAAGAGACCAAGGAAGGUUGAUAACCCUACUCGUUAUGUGGUUCCAACGACCAACAAUGCCUCAGGUAGCCCCAACUCUGUUACUACUAAAGGUGAGGAAGACAAGACUACUUUCUGCAACAACUUGGCUUGCAGAGCUAUAAUGAGACAAGAAGACACGUUUUGCAGGAGGUGUUCUUGUUGCAUUUGUAGAAAGUAUGAUGAAAACAAAGAUCCUAGUCUUUGGUUAACAUGUAGUUCAGAUCCUCCGUUUGAAGGUGAUUCUUGCGGAUUCUCGUGUCAUCUUGAAUGUGCUUUCAAGAGUGAAAAGUCUGGUCUUGCAAAGGAAAGUGAGGAGUGCUGCUUUUACUGCGUCUCUUGCGGUAAACAGAACAGCUUGCUUGAAUGUUGGAAGAAGCAGCUGACGAUUGCUAAAGAAGCCAGGAGGGUAGACAUACUCUGCUACCGUCUUUUACUAGUCCAGAAGCUUAUCAAUGGAUCGAGUAAAUAUCGAAAUCUAAAACAAGUUGUGGAGAAAGCUGUGAAGAUUCUUGAAGCUGAUGUGGGUCCUCUCACUAUGAAAAUGGGUAGAGGAAUUGUAAACAGAUUAAACUCAGGACCUGAUGUGCAGAAACUUUGCUCUUCUGCUCUUGAAUCUCUUGAAGUUUCUGCAUCGCCUUCACCACGGAGCUCCAAGAUGCAGCAUGAUUGUUUGAGCAAUGAGAUGUCUGCAGAUACAGCAACCACAGUACCACCAACCAAGAUCAGAUUUGAGGAUGUUAAUGCAACUUCACUCACAGUGAUUCUCGCCUCUAAUGAAGUCACCUCACCUGCAAACAUCGUUCAUUACAGUAUUUGGCAUCGUAAGGUCACUGAGAAAGAGUACCAAGAGAAGUCUACUUGCACAUUGUUUACUCCAAACGCAAGAUUUGUCGUCUCUGGAUUAGCUCCAGCUUCUGAGUAUUGCUUCAAGGUUGUCUCCUUUAGCGGAACACGAGAACUUGAAGUCGAUGUGAUCAAUGUAAUGACUCGUAGCCUUGAAGAAAGAAGCGAAAGCCCUCUCACAAACUGUAGUACAUUGUCUUCUAACCCUUCUUCUGUUGAAGCUGAGUCCAACAACGGCUACAUUGCUCCUCAGAACCUCUCUCAGAACGACAAGAAAGACUCUCCCUCGCCUAGGGAAGCAGACAUUGUGCAGAUUGAGAAGAACGUUGAAGGGGUUGUGUUGUUGGAUGAAGGGGAGGAAGAAGCUGUUCAGGACAAGAACAUCGCGGUUACUAAGACAAAUCUUGUUAGUAAUGGAAACAGUUCUCCAGUUACUCCCUUCAAGUCAGACCAAACCAAGAACCGUCAAGCUAGAAACAAGAAACCGGUUAAAGAUAACGGUAAUAACGGAGAUCAUCACUCGGCAAACGGAGGAGCAGAGAUUGGAUUAGAGCAUUGUGUGAAGAUCAUAAGACAGCUUGAGUGUUCAGGACACAUCGAGAAAGAGUUUAGACAGAAGUUUCUGACUUGGUAUAGCUUAAGAGCUACGCCACAAGAGAGCAGAGUUGUGAAGAUAUUCAUGGAUACGUUUACUGAUGAUCCCGUAGCUUUAGCUGAGCAGCUGGUUCAUACUUUCAGUGACCGCAUUACGAUGAAGCGUUCUGCGAUUGGCGUUGGUGUUUCUGCGGUUGUUCAGUCUGGAUUCUGCAUGAAAUUGUGGCAUUAAAGAUGACUUUAUCGGUUUUUAUUUAAAGGUCUUUAGCUUAUUUCUGUUUUUUUUUUUCUUUUUCAAAAUCGUUAUUAAACUUUAUUUAUCAUUAUUGGGAAACUUGCAUUAUUGGAAUAUUUCCAUGUUAGCAGAAGUAUAUUAGCAAUUGUGAACUUCCAUGUUAAAAGAGAUCUAUGCUUCUACUACGUUUGCU